CGCCCUCCAAGAGAAGGAGAAGUGCCUGGUGUGGACUAUAACUUUCUGACUGUGGAGGAGUUUCUGGAGUUGGAGCGAAGUGGGACCCUUCUGGAAGUAGGAACUUAUGAAGGUAACUAUUAUGGAACACCCAAGCCUCCCAGCCAGCCCCUCAGUGGGAAAGUGACUUCCACCGAUGCUUUGCAAAACCUGCAGUCUGGCUCCAAGCAGUCGACUCCAAAGCGAACCAAGUCUUACAAUGAUAUGCAAAAUGCUGGCAUAGUGCAUACGGAGAAUGAGGAAGAGGAUGAUGUACCUGAAAUGAGCAGUAGCUUCACAGCAGAGUCUGGUGACCAAGACGACCAUAAUACACAUAUCGUAAGAGAGACAGCCCCACCAUCCGCAAUUGAUAGCCACACCAACGUUCCCACCACGGAACCAUCUCAGAACCUCCCUCAAUACCUACCUCCUUCUGCCGAGGAUAACCUAGGUCCUCUGCCGGAAAACUGGGAGAUGGCCUACACCGAGAAUGGAGAAGUCUAUUUUAUAGACCAUAACACAAAAACAACAUCUUGGCUAGAUCCACGGUGCCUGAACAAACAGCAGAAGCCUCUAGAAGAAUGUGAAGAUGAUGAAGGGGUACACACGGAGGAACUGGACAGUGAACUAGAGUUGCCCGCUGGUUGGGAGAAAAUUGAGGAUCCCGUAUAUGGUGUCUACUAUGUAGACCACAUCAACCGGAAAACACAGUAUGAAAACCCAGUUCUUGAAGCAAAGAGGAAGAAACAGCUUGAGCAACAGCAACAGCCACCAGAAGAAUGGACAGAGGAGUGUCCAUCUCUCCCACCACCCGCUGCUCCAAACCAUGUUUCAAACAACCAAGAGGCAGCUCGGGAAGCACCAGUGCAAGGAAAACCUUUUUUUACACGAAACCCGUCUGAGUUGAAAGGGAAGUUCAUCCACACCAAGCUAAGGAAAAGCAGCAGGGGUUUUGGCUUCACUGUCGUUGGAGGGGAUGAGCCAGAUGAAUUUCUCCAAAUCAAAAGUUUGGUGCUUGAUGGCCCCGCGGCGCUGGAUGGCAAAAUGGAGACAGGGGACGUCAUAGUCAGCGUGAACGAUACCUGCGUGCUGGGGCACACUCACGCUCAAGUUGUGAAAAUCUUCCAGUCCAUCCCCAUCGGUGCCAGCGUAGACCUCGAACUGUGCCGAGGCUACCCCUUGCCCUUCGAUCCCGAUGAUCCCAACACGAGCCUGGUUACAUCCGUGGCAAUUUUGGACAAAGAGCCCAUCAUUGUGAACGGGCAGGAAAAUUACGACUCCCCGGCGAGCCACAGUAGUAAAACAGGGAAAGUAAAUGGCACAAAGGAAGCAAGACCCAGCAGCCCAGCUGAGGUCUCUUCCAAUGGACCCCAUGGUUACCCCAAUGACACAGUCUCUUUGGCAUCUUCGAUAGCAACGCAACCUGAACUCAUAACUGUGCAUAUAGUGAAAGGGCCUAUGGGCUUUGGGUUUACUAUAGCAGACAGUCCUGGUGGAGGCGGCCAAAGAGUGAAACAAAUCGUGGACAGCCCGCGGUGCCGCGGCCUGAAGGAGGGCGACCUUAUAGUUGAAGUCAACAAGAAGAAUGUGCAGAGCCUCACUCACAACCAGGUGGUGGAUAUGCUGAUUGAAUGUCCUAAGGGAAGCGAAGUCACGUUGCUGGUGCAGCGAGGAGGACUGCCGGUCCCAAAGAAGAGCCCAAAGUCGCAACCACUUGAAAGGAAAGACAGCCAAAACAGUUCUCAGCAUAGCGUCUCCAGCCACCGCAGCGGGCACACUGCUUCCCCCGUUCACAGCACGCAGGUGCUGCCGGACUACACCGCCGCGGAGGCGCCGGCUGCGGAUCAACCGGACAGUUCUGGGCAGAAAAAGCCAGAUCCAUUCAAAAUCUGGGCCCAGUCCAGGAGCAUGUAUGAAAGCCGACCUAUGUCACCUUCGCCUGCAACUGGACUGAGCAAGGGUGAGAGAGAGAGAGAAAUCAAUUCCACGAGUUUUGGAGAAUGUAAGAUUCCAGAUUACCAAGAGCAGGAUAUCUUUCUAUGGAGAAAGGAAACCGGUUUUGGAUUUAGGAUUCUAGGUGGAAAUGAGCCUGGAGAACCUAUUUACAUCGGUCACAUUGUACCGCUGGGUGCUGCUGAUGCUGACGGCCGCCUGAGAUCGGGUGAUGAACUGAUCUGCGUGGAUGGAACACCCGUUGUCGGGAAAUCGCACCAGCUUGUCGUCCAGCUUAUGCAACAGGCAGCCAAACAAGGUCACGUCAAUCUGACCGUCCGGCGCAAAGUGGUUUACACAGUUCCCAAGGCAGAGAAUGAAGUCCCGUCCCCAGCCUCUUCCCACCACAGCAGCAACCAGCCAGCCUCGCUGACAGAGGAGAAGCGAACACCGCAGGGCAGCCAGAACUCCCUCAACACCGUCAGCUCGGGCAGCGGCAGCACCAGUGGCAUCGGCAGCGGCGGUGGCGGGGGCAGCGGUGUCGUCAGCACCGUGGUCCAGCCCUACGAUGUGGAAAUCCGCCGCGGCGAAAACGAGGGGUUUGGCUUCGUCAUUGUCUCGUCGGUGAGCAGGCCGGAGGCGGGGACGACAUUUGGUCGGAUAAUUGAAGGGAGUCCCGCAGACCGCUGUGGCAAGCUGAAAGUAGGCGAUCGGAUCUUGGCCGUGAACGGGUGCUCCAUCACCAACAAGUCGCAUUCAGACAUCGUCAACCUCAUUAAGGAAGCGGGAAACACCGUUACCCUGCGCAUCAUUCCAGGAGAUGAAUCCUCCAAUGCUACUUUAUUGACCAAUGCAGAAAAAAUUGCUACAAUUACAACCACACAUACUCCUCAGCAAAUACCACAGGAGACCAGGAACAACACCAAACCAAAGCAGGAAUCCCAGUUUGAUUUCAAACCACCCCAAGCAGCACAGGAUCAAGACUUUUACACUGUCGAGCUGGAAAGAGGAGCCAAAGGGUUUGGCUUUAGCCUGCGAGGUGGCCGGGAGUAUAAUAUGGAUCUGUACGUGUUGCGGCUCGCAGAGGAUGGUCCAGCUGAGAGAUGUGGGAAGAUGCGGAUCGGUGAUGAAAUCUUAGAGAUCAACGGAGAAACUACCAAGAACAUGAAGCAUGCUCGGGCCAUCGAACUGAUUAAAAACGGUGGCCGCAGGGUCCGCCUGUUUCUGAAACGUGGAGAUGGCUCUGUCCCAGAAUAUGACCCCAGCAGUGACAGGAACAGUCCCGCCACAGGUUCACAAAAUGUAUCGGAAAUGAAACCCGUGCCAUCCGACCGACGGCAGCACCCAUCAUCGGAGUCCAGUUAUCCACCAGACCUUCACAAAUCAUCACAACAUGGGGACAAGCGGACUUACGUUAGAGACCUAAAAGGCAGCAGAGAGUUUAGCAGACAUCCCAAUGAACACCACACUUGGAAUGGGACUUCUAAAACCAACGACCACGUGCCAGGCAGGAGGACGGAGAGGUCGCCGGAGAGGCGGCACGAGAGGCAGCCGGAGAGGGCGGUGGUGAACGGGCAGAAAAGGAGGUCUCCCGAAAAGCGGAGGGAAGGGACAAGGAGCGCUGACAACACUUUGGAGAGGCGGGAGCGACACGAAAGGAGGAGAGAACUCUCCCCGGAGAGGCGCAGAGAGCGGUCUCCCAGCCGGCGCCGGCGGUCACUGGAGAGACUCACCGACUGCGGCUGUGACAUUAGCCUGGAGCUGCCUCUGGCUGCUGUCAGUUUUCAGGGCUGGUACGAGAUUUCUGGUGGAGUCGGUGAGCCUGAUCUUCCUCUUGCAGACCGUGGAGUAAAUCAGAGUGACUCUGCAGAGGCAGUGGAGUAA
Molecule: messenger RNA, 3834 nt
Organism: Leptosomus discolor (cuckoo roller)
Lineage: Eukaryota; Metazoa; Chordata; Aves; Leptosomiformes; Leptosomidae
Source: RefSeq, a predicted model, not a curated record